Molecule: messenger RNA, 420 nt
Organism: Drosophila subpulchrella
Lineage: Eukaryota; Metazoa; Arthropoda; Insecta; Diptera; Drosophilidae
Exons: 5
Coding region: 1-399 (132 amino acids)
Source: RefSeq, a predicted model, not a curated record
AUGAGUAAACAAGCGUCAAAUAGUGAAAACAGCGGACCCAAGUACAAUGCAAUACCCAGUAGUCCUGGCUCCAUCCACUCCUCGAGUCCUUUUUCACUCUUGCGAUGUUGGCUCCCCCGUACACGACACUGUCAUGCACUAAAAAACUUGCGAUCCUAUUAUCGGAAUAUAGGUCUGUUCCGAUGUUGGCUCCCCCGUACACGACACUGUUAUGAAUUACACAGCGAUCGAUCCUUUUACCGGAAUAAAAGUACCAAAACAAUGGAACAACGCUGCAUCUUUAGCCUCAAAAGAUUUGAUAUUUUUGUCUUCGUAUACGAAGCUACUUUGACUUUCCAUCUGUAUUUCACUGAACUUAAAAUUUUUAGUAACAUUUUGGAAGAUGAGUUACGAAAUUAAUAAAGUGUAUUUUUGGCCUUA